Molecule: messenger RNA, 759 nt
Organism: Peronospora belbahrii
Lineage: Eukaryota; Oomycota; Peronosporomycetes; Peronosporales; Peronosporaceae
Source: the annotation of a GenBank genome assembly
AUGGACCUUGCUAUUCGUGUAAAUGUACGCUAUGCCGCCCCUGCCAACUCCCAGAUUAAGGACGCUCUGCUACUUUUUAAAAGCGCACGCUGGGUACAUUCCAUCAUUCGGCACAUUAUCCCGCAGCUUAAUAGCGUCUCGCCUGCUUCCAUGCGUCUUAUGGAGACGAUCAGGAGCAACAUGGCCGACGUACGGCAGCAGCAAGACGAAGAAUGUGCGGUCUGUGUUGUAUGCAUGGAAAUGCUUUCAUCCCCUUGUGCCGAGCUACCCACAUGCUGUCAUCAAUUUCACAAACGCUGCAUCGAGCCGUGGCUCAAGAUGCACAGCACUUGCCCGACAUGCCGAAACCAGCUUCCCACUGACACAUACACGAGCUACAGUGUCUACGCUAUUAACACCACUAUUGUCUUACAGCAGUCCCAGUCUUGUUUGCCUGCUGCCGAAUUGUUGGAGCUAUCAGCUAGCAAUCAGGUGAUCCGAGCCAUUGUAAAUGCGCGAGUGAGGAGGAAUGCAAUUUCGACCGGAUAUCUGUCGCGUGAUGUACCGGUUUUCCAGACGGAGCCCCCAAUCAUGAACGCGAGUGUGUUACAGCAUGGCUCCGGCCUAUCUGCAGUAUUGCCACCUUGUAUUAGUGAGCCCGUAGUACCAGUCAUGCACCGAAAUGCUUCUCGACGUCGUUCCCGAGAGCAGGAACCUAUCCAGACGAUUGACAAGCGACGGCGGCUGAGCGAGUCGACCGAGGACAUUUCGACGUCGUGA